Messenger RNA from Caenorhabditis auriculariae, 15902 nucleotides. The record is from the annotation of a GenBank genome assembly. NCBI's taxonomy places the organism in Eukaryota, Metazoa, Nematoda, Chromadorea, Rhabditida, Rhabditidae.
AUGUCUUGCUUAAUCGACUCACCUGAGGGAGAAGACGACAUCGUCAAAGAUCGUAGUGCAACGCGCGAAAAUCUCUUCAAACGGUUUUUUUCCGCUCUGUUGCGUUCUUGAUUAUUAUAUUUCCAGGAAAAACGCGCUGAAUUAUAUGAAAGCUCAUCGCGAAUGGCUGAAGAAGAUUGAACGAUUUGAAGUUAACACUAAGAAAUCGUAAGUUUUUUUUUCUAUUCUAAAAUUUUAUCCCGCAACGUAUUUCCUUGCAGGCUAUGUGUUUUAUGUCAAACAUUCAUCCAAACCCUGCUCAUACGAACCCUCUUGGUUACCCUGUUAUCAUUCGAACCCAAAUUUCCUAAGUGCUCAUUCUGAUCCCGAAAAAAAAGUGAAAAAUGUGAAUAGCCGGGUUGGAAUAUGAAGUAGUAUAGUCGUAAACAGUUUUCAAAAAAUUUUAAUAAGAUUUCGAGUUAAUCCCUUCUUGAUCCGCGGUUGACAGAUUCGCUCAUUAUCAACCUGCAUGCAUGGCAGCACACGCCAAUUUCUGUUUUUAUCACUGAAAACGUCCAAAUAAAGUUUUUUUGAAAUUUUUCUUAAAUAAAUUUCCUCUUAUGUUUUGAAUUUCAAAACAAAUGAAUGUCUGCCGCUUAUUCUUAAUCUGUUUUUUCGGAGUAUGAAGCCCUCGUGCAAUAGUUUUUUUUUGUUUCAGAACACGUGCACCUGAGUUAAGAGAUUUAGUAGAGAAGCUCUUUCCCGAGGUCAAGAAGGAUCGAGAAGACGAAGUGAGCUCUUUUUUUGUCUUUUUUUUUCAACAUUUUUUUUCAAGGAACGGAUAGCACGCGGAGAGCGUCUACGCGGCGAAGACUUACAAAAUGUUAAUUCGAAGGUUUUUUUGGCCUUUUUCUUUCUUGAACUUCCUCAUAUUGUUCGUAUAACUUUUUCACAGUGGACACCUCAAAAAGUGACAAUACUCAAAUCCAGAGGUGGAGGAUGGCUGCCUACUGGCCGCCCUGCCUGCCAAGCCAUAAACGCCCGAAAGAAGAAAUGACUUUUUCAAUAGUAAUUCAAUGACUCCUUUCUAUCGCUUGGCUAAAUGGCUUGGCUUGGCCGCCAAGCCAAAGGCUGCCUUCCCAAUCCUCCACCUCUGCUCAAAUCCUCUACCAAUGCGCUACUGAUCGUUUUAAAAAUGCCCCAAUCUUUUAAGGCGGAACAAAGAGAAAAAUGGAGACGAGGGGUUGUUUUGCCGCCGGACAUGCUGACACCGGAAGAACGGCUCGCCGACGUUUUUGAGGAACGACCCGGCUCCACUAUCGAAGACAUGGCCGCAGUUCAGCGGAAAAUGUAUGUUUCGCUCUUUUUUAUAAUUUAUUUCUUCAAAUUCAUCGUAUCUUUUGUGCAGGUUGCAAGAAAACGAAGAGUCCUGGACGGAAGGAGAGGAAGAGUUGUUCACCAGUCGCUUACAGGUGAUCAUCGUUUUCGUUGAAAUUCUGUUUGAUGGAAAAUUCAGGAGUUUGGUAAGAAUUUCGCCGCACUCACCUUGUACUUCGACAACAAAAACUGCAAAGACUGCGUUUUGCACUAUUACAUGACGAAAAAGGAGCGAAAAUACAAACUAUGCUUCAACAAACGGAAAAAACCACGCGUCUACCGUAUGACGUACAAGGUACGGUUCACUUUUUUUAGUGGAAAAAAGUUCGUAUGGUUAUCUGUAAGACAAGAGCUUAUAAAAUUAUCAGAGUGGUUUUGGGACUGAAAACGUAUGUUUUUAUCGAUUUGGAGUUUUUUUUUGUGCUCAGUUGCAGGCUCCGCAGAUGCCGACCGAGGAAGAAGUGGCCAAAUUCAAGAAUUUCAUGAAGUCGAAAAGCUAUCUUUCGACUUCCGAGAAGCAAUUUGGCUCCAUGUGUUUUGUCUGCUGCGAACAACUUCAUCCGACCAGUAAUCCUGGCUGUCUAUUGCCGAAUAACAGCUAUGAAACCUUCGGUUUAAAUUUUUUCUUCAAUUUAGAUUCCUUUUUAUUGACCGAAACGGUUAGCCUUUCUUUUUUUAAGUUAUCUCCAGAAUUUAUUGUAGUUCAAUUUUGUUUUCUCAAAAUUUCAUCCAGCUUUUUAGCUGCCCCUGUUCAAAACUGUUGGAAUCUGUCCAGGCGAAUCGUUUGAUUUCACUCGCCGUCAAUUGACAGCAAAAAUUGAAAAAAUUCGGACUUUGAAAAAAUCCGACUCAUCUCUGAUGAAACUCACAGGCCUUUUCAAACUUUCAACGGAAGUUUCUUUCAUCAAUACAGCGCAUUUCAUCGAAAAACCGUACGGCGACCGGAUGUUUUGAAGAGGCUAUAGAGGACUUCUUAGCUGAAUAAAUUUCAGCUCACAAGAAUAAAAGCACAAAAAAUUUACAAAAUUACUGAAAGGACGCUAGAUUGCGGAUUUCCAGACACUUCGCUGCCCUUUUAAAGUAGAAAAUCAACCAUGUCGUGGAGAAGGGCUAUUUAGAGAAAAAUUGAAAAACUUCUUAUGACAAUAAUCAUUAUUUCAUAUUCUAAAUAGUUUAAUGAUAUGAUUUCCAGCAAUAUCAUCUUCAAGACAGCGAGAAUACUGCUUGAAAUGCAAAUCGGAGGCAUGGCGUCUGCGCAACUCAAGGUUUUUUUUCGUCAAGAUAAAGUCAAAAAGAACCAAAUUUAGUAAAUGCCACGUGCCAAACUGCGUAGCGGCCAAACGCAAAAUGAGACCGACCAAGUCUUUGCCGACGAAGCUUCGCGAAUUGUCGUUGCAGCAGCGCGCCUUCAUAUUCGACCAAAUGGAGGUGCCGCGAGCGACUCUCAAGUUCUGUGGACCUUGUCACAAGCGUUUCCUCAAGAAGAUCGAACAGGUUUUGUCUAUUGUUUCGUAUCGUUCGAUUUUUCGUUUCAGCUUCUUUCUGGGGAACUUGACGAAGAGUUCGAAAAGUUCCUAGGACAUGCUUUGUGGCCUGAAGCUGAGGUUUCCUUAUUUUUUUUUUAAAUUCAUGUUCUCGAUAUUUUUCAGAAUAUGAAGCUAAAGCAGUUGGUGGAGGAACAUGGAGCAGAAAAUUGGGAUUUGAUUUUGGAGAAAAUGGGUCCUGGGAAAACGUUGGAAGAAUGUCGACAACAAUUUGACAUGAUAAUAGCGAAAGAGACAAGUUCUUCCGUCGUCGGCCCGUCUUCAUCGAAAGCAUUCGAGAAGUGGAAAGAACUCCGAGAAAGAGUUUAGAAGUGUUCUUUAGGGAGGACGAAAUGGACGUCGAUGAUGGAAAUGGAGCCAUGGACGAUGAUAUCAUGGAGAUCGAUGUGCCAAUGGUGAGAAUCGCCUCAAAAUUUCUUCUGGUUUGGUGGUCGCCAUGUACAAAGUUCACGUUUGAUGAUCGGCCAUUGGAAGCAGGGUUGUUCGGAAUAAACUUUUUGUAAUCGAGAUAAGGCAAAUCUUUUCGAUUUUAUUUUCGAGACGAGCAGAAUUAAAAAAAAAAAACUUCGAGAAAAGACGAGGCGAAAUCUCGACCUGAGGUCGAGAUCUUGUGAAGUCGUGUGGUAUUUAAUAAAAACCGCCGAAAACCGACAUUUUCUCCACGAAGUCGUCUCAAAAAUAAGGACUUGGUCUCGUUUUUUUAGUUCAAAAUUAGUUCAAAAUUAGUUCAAAAUGAAAUCAGUUCAAAAUGAGCCGUUUCCACAAAAGAUAAUUUCAAGAUGUCGUUUCUGAGAGAAGUUUCUUUCAUUUUCUAUAUAGCAUCAGCUAGAGCCAGUCACUAUCGGUUGAACUGUGCAAGGCCCAAUCUGCACAGUCGUGUCUUUAUUUCGAUUAUCUUAUUGCAAAGCGAAACUUUUACAUCGGAAACGAUUUGGCUUAUGAAGGUUCUGCGACUAAAAUUAAUCGUCCGUUACAGUCGAAUCGAAAACCGUCUUCGUUGCUUGAGUCGAUGAAGUCGCCGCAUCGGACCUCGUCCAUAUCAACUCGUCUUCCGCCGGAGCUCUGUUCUGGGCCCUUCACAGUUUCUAACCGCACGGUCGAAAACAGUCCCGAGCCCUCAGUGAUGUCAGUAGACGACCAGGACGACGGUAACUUACUAAGAUUUUGAUGUUCUUUCAAGAUUCCUUCUUUCAAGUCCGCAUUAGUACAAUUUUUUUAUAUGGGUCAUUGCACCACGGUACUUUUUGAUCAUAAAAAAACUUUCUUAUGAUUCCCAUCAAAAAAAGCUUUUUUUAAUAAAAAAAGCAAAUAAUUUUUUUCAUGAGUUUUUGAUGUGAAUAAAAUAAAAAAACAAGUCCCAAUUAUAUUUGAAAAAAAAGGAGAAUAUUGUGUCAGAAAUAUGAUUCAGAAUUUAUGUGUUUUUCUCCUUAAAGUUGCUACUUUACGCAUCUUUAUGUUUUUUGUACCCUUUUUGAUUCCUUAUGAGCUAGUUUUGAGCAGAAAAACUUUCAGAACAUUUGAGUUCUCCUGGAGAAGCGUCAAACUCUCUGGACAACGCGCCCUCAAGCGGUCACUCUCGGCCUUGCUCUUAUCCCGUCGCCUCGCCUCCAUCGAACUCCGUCGCUGAGCCUCUGACAGGAGUUUUAAACGCUUCUCGUGAAAGGGAGGAGCUCUACAGAAUCAUUUUCUCGAAUGGUUUCAAAAAUGUAAUUUAAAAAAAAACUCAAACGCGUCCCUGUGUUUUCGAUAAAUUAGUUACAAUACUAGUACAUAACUAAUGUUAACUUUCACACCCAGUUUUCCUUAACAUUAUUACAAGAGUUCGUCCAAAUUCAAAAUUCGGCUUUUUCAAAAACUAAAAGGAGCUUUGAGUUCCCUUUUUCAGUACUUUCAUUCUUUGUCGGAGCCGUUGCGGAAAACUAAGGAUACAUUGAUCAGGACGUAUCAAGUGCCUCCCGCCACCUACGAAGGUAAGUAUCUUGGAAUUUUAUUCUUUCAGAGAGCACCUUCAAUUUUUUCCGUUUUUAUAUGAUAUUUGCAGAAGUGCUCGAUCGACUUUUCAGGCUUCCAAGCAUGGUUCGUUUUGAUUUUUUUUUUUCUCAGACGUUUAUCAUUUUCGACGUUCAGCAAAACCAUCUAAUUUCGUUGGCUCGGUUUUACAAGGAUUUAGUGAGCUCCAAUAAGGAUGAAAUCCAAGUAAGUAUUUUUAGUUUCCGCCUUAUCAACUCUGGGUUUUUUCUCUUCGAAUUAAUUUGAGAACCGCAUAUUUUUUUUUGAGAAAGAUUUACGAUACUUUUUCUAGGAUUCAAUGCCUUAUCUCACACAAAAACCAAAUAUUUGGCGAUCGAGACAAACCCUUAGGUAGUCCCUCCAUUUAAAUAAAAUAAAAAUUCCCCCCGAAGGAAAAUUGGCCAAUACUUUUCCGAACCGUGCUUUAUCCGAACCAAAUUCCGAACCAAUGAUUUAUCCGAACCUACUUUAUCCGAACCACCCUAUGCUUUAUGCGAACCACUUUUUUUUAGAAUGCAUGCUUUAUCCGAACCACUUUUUGUAAAAAGUUUAUUACUUUUUUUACUAUUUAAAUGCCGUUUUUCUUAGCUUUUUUUGCGAUGACUAGUUGCCCCAUAAGACUCAAUGACCUGGAACUAGAAUUUUUCUGUCAAUUUCUUUUUUUCGAAUUUCUUGUUAUAUGAGUUUGAUUUUUCGCUCAUAUUUUCUAAAACAUCCAAAAACUGAUCUUCCAAACUCCAUCUUAUUAUUCAAGACUCUGAAGGUAUAGAAAAAUUGAACUCGAGCUGAAAAGAAUAUGGACAUGCCCCGGUUAAACCUUGUUUCCCAACAAAGAUCGCUUCUGGACGUUUUUCCUUGAACAUUUCGAUGCCUGUUGGUUCAUCGUAGGAGAAUCUGCGAACGGCUCAUUAGAAGAAGUUCUCUCGAGUUCAGUUAUUCGAAUGAGAUUUUUCUUUAUGAAAGUUUCUAGACAGCUUUAUGUAUGGUUUUUUGACAGAUAUUAUUUCUUAAUAUCGCCGCCUUUUGUGAUCUUUCACUUCUUCCAUGCAUGUUGGUUCUUCGUAGGGGAAUCUGCGAACAGCUCAUUAGGACGAAUCCCCUCGAAUUUAGAUAUUCAAAUAAGAUAUUUUCUUUAGAAAAUUCUAGGAAGGUUGAAGAAAGGCUUUUCAAAGCUGAAUUAAUAUUAAUCAGCGUUCUAAAAGUGAAUGAUAAAUAAUAAAAGAUCGAAAUGAGUUCGAACUUUUGCUGGCUCCAGCCCAACCCAUUCCAUUCAAUGUUUUACCCGUUCCGACCGUUCCCUUUUUGAAAGCUGAUCGUUUGUUCAGGAACAUUCAAUGAUUUUUUUUGUCAUCGAACAUUUUUUUUUCUGUUGUUUUUUUCAACAAUAAAUUAGUCCAAAUCUAGCAAAAAUUUUGUUUCAGCAGGUUUUCAGGAUGUUUGAAGGAGGCUCGGAAGGUUGACGAGAGGGGCCUCGGAGAUUGGCUGCCUCGGAAAUCAAAAAAAUUCAGAACUUUCAAACGGCUGAAAGUGAUUUGAAUCUGAGCUUCGGAUAAUCAGAAUUGCAAAAUUUUUUUCUGACACACACACUCAAAUCAUUUCAGUCUUUAAAAAAAUAUUUCGUUCCAGAUAGUUCAGGAAAAAAAGAUUAAUGAAAAAUUAAAAUGAGAUGGAAAUUAAAUUAGACUUUGAAAGAAAUUAUUUUUGAUAUCCUAAAACUUUUUCCUUCAUAACUUUAGAAAAGGCACUCGAAAUACAAAUUGACUUCUAUGACUUAAAAAAAGAAGGAAUUAAACUUAUAAGAGAAAAAAAGCUCGGAACAUUGGCAGAAAACCGUAAAAAGGAACGAUUAUUUCGAAAAAACGAUAAUUUACGAAGGCGCAAAGGUUUCGCGCGCUUUCUCAUCGUUUCGAUACCUGCACUUUCUUCCCUUGGAGAUUUGCCAGCGCAAAUAAUUUUUUCCUCUUUUUAGCAAUUCCUUCUGUUUAUUUCAUUGUAUUUUUUAUAUAUACGUCAUGAUUUUUCAAAUUUAAUUAUUUGCAUGAUUACAAUAUUUGAUUUACCACUGAAAUUUCUAUUUUUUCCUGCAAAUAUUGCCCUUUUUUGUAUGUUAAGACAAGUUUGGCCUAAAAAGUUUUUCCUUAAACUUUUUAAUUUAUUUACCAUUUAUAUUUUUCUAUCCAAAACAAUUGAAUGCGAGCAGAUCUUUGACCUGCAUUUUCAGCCAGGUUCUAGAACCUGUGGGAAUCAAGAAAACUGCUCAAUGGAAAUAAAACGGACGAGAGGGGCCUCGGAAAUCAAAAAUUCAGAACUUUCAAACGGCUGAAAGUGAUUUGAAUCUGAGCUUCGGAUAAUCAGAAUUGCAAAUUUUUCUGACAACAUACACUCAAAUCAUUUCGGUCUUUAAAAAAUAUUUCGUUCCGGAUACAGCAGGUUUUCAGGAGGUUUGUAGGAUGCUGGGAAGGUUAACGACAGGGGCGUUCAGUCAAAAAAACAAGAAGAUGCCGACAGGAAUCACUUUCAAAGACGUAAAACUGAACGUGGAGACAGCUGAAACCAAUCGAACGUGAAUUUUUGGCAUGCUUGAAUCGGAUUUUUAUCAUUGUCAUCUACACUGAAACCUUUUUUUAGAUGUAUUCGGAACGGCAGAAAGAAUUUUUUUGUCAAAAAUUAUUUCCAUUGAGCAGUUUUCUUGAUUCCCACAGGUUCUAGAACCUGGCUGAAAAUGCAGGUCAAAGAUCUGCUCGCAUUCAAUUGUUUUGGAUAGAAAAAUAUAAAUGGUAAAUAAAUUAAAAAGUUUAAGGAAAAACUUUUUAGGCCAAACUUGUCUUAACAUACAAAAAAGGGCAAUAUUUGCAGGAAAAAAUAGAAAUUUCAGUGGUAAAUCAAAUAUUGUAAUCAUGCAAAUAAUUAAAUUUGAAAAAUCAUGACGUAUAUAUAAAAAAUACAAUGAAAUAAACAGAAGGAAUUGCUAAAAAGAGGAAAAAAUUAUUUGCGCUGGCAAAUCUCCAAGGGAAGAAAGUGCAGGUAUCGAAACGAUGAGAAAGCGCGCGAAACCUUUGCGCCUUCGUAAAUUAUCGUUUUUCGAAAUAAUCGUUCCUUUUUACGGUUUUUCUGCCAAUGUUCCGAGCUUUUUUUCUCUUAUAAGUUUAAUUCCCUUCUUUUUAAGUCAUAGAAGUCAAUUUGUAUUUCGAGUGCCUUUUUCUAAAGUUAUGAAGGAAAAGUUUUUAGGAUAUCAAAAUAAUUUCUUUCAAAGUCUAAUUUAAUUUCCAUCUCAUUUUAAUUUUUCAUUAAUCUUUUUUUCCUGAACUAUCUGGAACGAAAUAUUUUUUUAAAGACUGAAAUGAUUUGAGUGUGUGUGUCAGAAAAAAAUUUGCAAUUCUGAUUAUCCGAAGCUCAGAUUCAAAUCACUUUCAGCCGUUUGAAAGUUCUGAAUUUUUUUGAUUUCCGAGGCAGCCAAUCUCCGAGGCCCCUCUCGUCAACCUUCCGAGCCUCCUUCAAACAUCCUGAAAACCUGCUGAAACAAAAUUUUUGCUAGAUUUGGACUAAUUUAUUGUUGAAAAAAACAACAGAAAAAAAAAUGUUCGAUGACAAAAAAAAUCAUUGAAUGUUCCUGAACAAACGAUCAGCUUUCAAAAAGGGAACGGUCGGAACGGGUAAAAACAUUGAAUGGAAUGGGUUGGGCUGGAGCCAGCAAAAGUUCGAACUCAUUUCGAUCUUUUUAUUAUUUAUCAUUCACUUUUAGAACGCUGAUUAAUAUUAAUUCAGCUUUGAAAAAGCCUUUCUUCAACCUUCCUAGAAUUUUCUAAAGAAAAUAUCUUAUUUGAAUAUCUAAAUUCGAGGGGAUUCGUCCUAAUGAGCUGUUCGCAGAUUCCCCUACGAAGAACCAACAUGCAUGGAAGAAGUGAAAGAUCACAAAAGGCGGCGAUAUUAAGAAAUAAUAUCUGUCAAAAAACCAUACAUAAAGCUGUCUAGAAACUUUCAUAAAGAAAAAUCUCAUUCGAAUAACUGAACUCGAGAGAACUUCUUCUAAUGAGCCGUUCGCAGAUUCUCCUACGAUGAACCAACAGGCAUCGAAAUGUUCAAGGAAAAACGUCCAGAAGCGAUCUUUGUUGGGAAACAAGGUUUAACCGGGGCAUGUCCAUAUUCUUUUCAGCUCGAGUUCAAUUUUUCUAUACCUUCAGAGUCUUGAAUAAUAAGAUGGAGUUUGGAAGAUCAGUUUUUGGAUGUUUUAGAAAAUAUGAGCGAAAAAUCAAACUCAUAUAACAAGAAAUUCGAAAAAAGAAAUUGACAGAAAAUUCUAGUUCCAGGUCAUUGAGUCUUAUGGGGCAACUAGUCAUCGCAAAAAGCUAAGAAAACGGCAUUUAAAUAGUAAAAAAGUAAUAAACUUUUUACAAAAAGUGGUUCGGAUAAAGCAUGCAUUCUAAAAAAAAGUGGUUCGCAUAAAGCAUAGGGUGGUUCGGAUAAAGUAGGUUCGGAUAAAUCAUUGGUUCGGAAUUUGGUUCGGAUAAAGCACGGUUCGGAAAAGUAUUGGCCGGAAAAUUAAACCCAGUCGCCAUCGUGGGGGAGCCACGAAACAAAAGGAUUUGGGUUUCCCCCGCAGUUUUUCAAAAUUUAAUCAACCUGAACUCAACAAAAGUUUGAAAAUUCAAAUCAUCAAAAGUUUUUUCACUGAAAAAAAUUCCUAAAUUGUGUGCUAUAAAAUUUGAGUUUUCCUGUCAGUAAAAGCUUCACUAGAGUUAUUGAGCCCCUCAAAAAGUUAAACAUUCGACUUAAUCAAAAUAUGAUUUAUGAAGCUUCUUUUCAUGAUGAUGAUUAAUUAAUUUUUUUAGUAAGGCACACAAUUUUUGGAAUAUGUUUUUCAGUGAAAAAAAUUUCGCUGAUUUGAAUUUUCAAAUUUUUUUUGAGUUCAGGUUGAUUAAAUUUUGAAAAAUUGCGGGGGAAACCCAAAUCCUUUUGUUUUGUGGCUCCCCCACGAUGGCGACUGGGUGUCCCGAGUUUUGUUGGCAUCCGAAGGAUGUCUUCAAAUAUUUUCUUGUGGUGAAAGCGGAAAAAAUUUCUGAAGAAACAUGUCCAUGGAUAUAAAAAUGAAAUCUCAAAUUUUGAACAUUUUUACUGUCCGAAAAAAACAUGUCCUAGUGAUUUACUACCUUCAAUUUUUUUUCACAGCUCGAAACUUCUCAUUUUUACACUUUCUUAUAUAAAUUAUUUUUAAGAAAUCCUUUCUUCAUUAGGGUCUGAAUAUAGUUUUCAAAUACAGUUUGAACGAUUUCAAACGUUUUCUAACUGCGAACCUAAAACGAAGUCUUUUUCCUCCCUGGGGUUUUUUUGAAAAUGGCCUUUUUAAAUUUUUUUAGUUAACCUAGAAUGGUGUAUGCCCCUUGUUAUGGUAACCGUAACGGAAACAAAAAACUUUGUUUCGACCUGAUACUUUGAUUUCGAAAAAAGUUAUGAGCGAAAAACCUCGAUAAUUUUCAUCCCAGGGCAUACAAAAUUUUUCGGUUUCCGGGCAUAGAAUUUUUUUUGGGUGAAAAAAUUUUUUCUUUUGUUUUGAUCUGGAAAUGACCUAGUAGAUGUAAAAAUGCGCGCUGAUCACGAUUUUGCUAGUUUCGAGCCAAAAGAACAAGAGAUAAAAAAGUUAUUCGGGAAACUUACGCAAAAUUACAUGUUUUUUUAGAAUUUUCGGGUCUUAGAUGGAAAAUUCGCCUAAUCCAUGUUUGGCUCAAUAGAUGGAGUAUUUUUUUGUGGUUCCAAUAGAAACAAGAUAAAACGCCGGACCGCAACGUCAUACACUGGUUCCGAUUUUUUUUUGAGAAAAAUCCUCUAAUAUGAGCAAUAAUGAGCAAGAAUGAGUAAUUAUAUUUUUUUAAAAAAAUUGAAUAAAAUUAUUUUGCACCUUAUUACAAACUUUGGUUGAGUUUCGUUGGAUUUUUUUGUCGAGAUAUAGACUUUCGAAGGGUUCUACCGUAUCCCUUUGAGCCACCGUAUCUCGAAAACGGCUCGAGUGAUGAUAUUCAGUUUUUUUUUCAAAAAAUCCUGAAAAUCGUGUUCUACAACAUAUUUGAUUUAGAGAAAAUUUCACCCUAACGCUCAUUUUUUUUUUUCCAACUCAUCCUAAACCCAAAAAACGCACGCAUAAAAGAUCAUGAAAAUGCCAUCUUUUGAAUAAAAAUAAGUUUUACAGAUGGAACAAAUAAAGCAGCAAGCGAAUCUGCUAGUAAGUUCUGUUGAUCUGAGUUACCUUGAGAGCAAUUUGACGAUUUCUUAUUUCUGGAUGAAAUACAGAAAUGAACUCGCAAAGGUCCUCUUUCCACUUGUUUUUUCCUUAACAGAGCUUUUUUUUCAGGUUGAACAGGAAAUUCUAACCCUCCAAGGUCAGAUAAACAUCAAAAUUUCCGAAGCCGAGGUCCUCAAUAAACGGAAAAAGGUGAGAGAAAUGUCAAAACUUUUUUUUUUAACUUUAUUUAGGAGGUCGAGAAGGCGUUCACAAAUACUUUCCGUUCGAAUCUUGUUGGUUCUAACAAAGACAAGGUCGUCAAGCACGACUACCAUCAGGUUUUUUUGUGUCUUACUUUUCCCGCAUUAUUCACUUUUUUUAAAAAAAUAUGAAACUUGCAGUUAACGUAAAAUAGAAAAAAACAAAAUUGAAAGCUGAAAAAAAUUUUUUUCAUGUCGUUUUUUUAUUUUUUUAUUUUUCAAAAUUUAUAUAAAUGGUGGUUUACAGAUUGAGAGCGAGCUAAACUCUGUGGAGAAGGUGAUAAAAGAGCUGCAAAAUAAGAAAGACGAUUUUUUGACCGGGUGAGUCGAGGCCGCAGACGUGAAAAUAUCUUCACGUCGUUGAUGCGAUACUCUUCAAAAUGAAAUGUAGUAGUUUUCAAGUCUACGCAAAAUUUAUAUUCUAGCAAAUCGGCUCGUGAAUUUUUUCGAAGUUUCAUUUUUUUUUUGUUCCAUUUUCUCAAAUUAUGACCUUCACUAUCUUUUAAUUUCAAGCGUUCCAGGAAGUUAAAAUGUGAAUUGAACAUCGCGGAAAUUGAAAGAGGAAUGGAGACUCCUUUGGACGAACUUCUCGUCUUUUCGCAAGAAGCGAAGCUCAUCCCCACCGUCUCUGGUUUGUCUAUCAACGUGAGUUUUAUUUUGUUUUCUUUUCCAUGUCAUGCGAUGCCCAGUCCCCUUCCUUCUUCCAGAAGCAAACAACGCUGGAUGCUUCGUUGAGACAGUCAGAAGUGACGACGUCGCGGACUGAAGUUCCUCCAGCAGCACUUCCCCUUUAUGAGCAUCAAGCCACUUCGAACGUCGUUCAGCUUCUGACGCCGUCAACGCCGCCUUCGUCCAAGCCGCCUACGCCUCCAGUGUCCAAGUCGGCAACGCCGCCCGCGUUUGCCCCGCAUAUGACGUCGUCAACGUCGUCGACGGCGCCGUCGCUGCUUCUCCAGAGGCCGAUUCCGCAGGUGGCUGUCGUCCAGCAGCGGCCGUCCAUGUUGCAGCAGAAGAACCUGAUCGGGAUUCGGCAACCUGAUCCUCGUUCUUCGGUUUUUUUUUUUCGCUUUUUUUCGAAUAUAAUUUUCACGAUAACUCAUUUUUACGAAACUUCCAAACUCUAACUUGAAGAUUUCUUUUGUCGAGGAAAUUCAUUCACGAAAAGAAUCGCAAUAAAGCAAAGAGAGGAAAGCCGGGAAGAAUUUAUCAAUGGAGGUAGAAAAAAUUUCCCACAUAUUUCAAGAAAGUUUUUGCCAUAUCUGGGUGUUUUUUCUAAUCAAUAGUUUUGCCAGCACCCCAGGUUGAUAGUGAUAGUUUGCUCUUUCGAAAAUGACAUAUUUUUUUUUUAGCAAAUCUCCAACGGCGGCGUGAACGUAUCGAUAAGCAAUCCAUUGAUGUCGUUGGCUCAAAAACAGAUGGCUCAUCGCGUUCGGCGAACAUUAUUUGUUUUAAUGAUCUAUUUUGUUACAGAGAAUGCAAGAAACGCCGGAUUUGACAGGAGAAAGCAGAACGAAGCGAAAAUCAGGAAUCGAAACCAUCUCCGGCCUUGCUCAAGCGACGCCAAGUCGACCACAACUUGUUCCGCAGCAACGACGAGGGGCAAGUCCUGCCACCAUCCAUCAGCAGCUGGCCCAAACCGCAGCCAACUUUCCCCGGAUACCUCUGGUAACGAAUUCAUGCCGGCGAAACUGAACGCGAACUUCAGGCUGCCGGAAGAAGCAUCGUGACUGGAACUGCGGGAGUCGGACGUUCCCUGUUGCUACCGUCGACUAGCGCCGUCAACUCGACGACGACUCAACGCCACGCUCUCUCCUCCUCGGCCACAAGCUUCUCGCCUUUCGGCCACGCCGCUUCUGCCACUCCGAUCGGCAUGAACGUGCAGCAGCAUCUCCUGCAGCAGUUUCAGCAGUCCACCUCCUAUCCUCGCGCUCCAUCUUCCGACAACCAACUCAACACCGCGUCUCCGCGCGCCCCGCCCAUCGCUAUCCAGUAUCCUUUGGUAUGAUUUCUUUCGAAUCUACUUUGAAAUGGUACACGUUAGACGAAACGAGGUGGUUUCAUGUCAUUUUGAAAAUUUAAGCGACCAUUUUUUUGGAGAAAUCGUGAAGGCUUCUCGACCAACUUGAUGUUAUGUUUGAAUUCAUUUUGAAAAGUUUAGAGACAAAUAUUAUACAGGGUGAGUACUAAUUAUUGAAACACGUUUGAACAAGCGCAACUCCGAGGAAAAGUGAAUGAUCCGUACCAAAAUUUUUCAUUGGCAAUUCUGGCAAAUACAUUCCAAAAUUCAUGAAACUAUUCCAAUUCCUAUCUUCAUUCAGCUCUGCUCUGGCUCGAAAAGUGUGUAGGACCCAAGCCCCAACGGCACGCGGUCAUUUUUCGAUGUUUAUAACUGGUAGAAAGUUAUCUGAACGUUAAUGUUCAAAUAAAUACACAAAAACUAAACUUUGGGUUUUUCGCAAUAUUUCUUAGAAAUUUCCAUCAAUGAGCGUUAACACAAAUGAUAGGAGCACUCCCCGAAAAGAGCUAACAAAACCGUUUUUUUCAUUUUUAAAAUCAUGCAAAACGGAAUUUUAUCUCUGCUCGAACUUGAUUUUUCCUAAUUCAAGGUGUAAUAUGCGAUUAAUCGUUGAUCUUAGAUUUAUUCGCAUAUUUUGCAGUUCUAAAAAGAAAGUAAAUCUAGAGUAGCCUGAAACACAUUCAGAAUAAAGAGUAACGCUAGUAGUAUAAGACAAAAAUAAUUUGGGUCCCUAGAGUUGGCUCCCUUCUAAGAAAAAUUGCCGUUGUUAGAGAUGAUGGUUAGCAGCGUGCCAAAACCUGAUUUUGGGCAACCGAUUGGUAGGUUCCAAUUUAUCAUGAUUUGAUCAAAAAACAAGAUAUUAGAAAAAUGUUAAGACUUCAAGUUCACGAAGGCGUAUAGACUCUAAAUAAUUAUGAGUGAGUUUUAUUUAUCAAGUAUGAUGGGUACGCCAGUCCUGAAACCGUUGUUUCAAUAUUUAGUACUCACCCUGUAGUUCAACUCGUUACAAAAAAUAUAGGUGACAAAAGAAAACUCGAUUUCAUGAAAAAUUGUAUCUUUAGACAUAUAAUUCUUUUAUUUAUAUAUACAGGGUGGUCCAAAAGUAUUGUCGCAUAUAAAAAUGAACGUAAAUUUGUGCAAACACGAUGGAUUUUGCUGAAACUUUUUUGAGUCAGACUAACAUGCACUAUAGAUAGAUAAAAACCAAUGAAAAAAAGUUUCUAUUUCAAUUCAUAUGCGUGAAAAAAACUAUAUAUAUUUUUUUAAAUGUUUUUUUAAUUAUAUAAAUCAGCUACACUGUUUCUAUUUAAUUGGAAUACGAUGAAAAAUUCUCCGCUCACGCGAAAGUUUACUUUUUUUUAAACGGGUAGAGACGCUUUCGCAACCUUUUUUAACAUGUUUUCACACAUUUUCGUGUUGCAGGAAUUCAUUCUCAUUACAGGCAGCUACAACGUCGAAUACAGCCGCAUCUGUCAUAGGACUCAAUAAUUCUUUUUUGAUGGGACAAACACAAGCUGUUCGCCAAACGGUAAGGACCACGUUAAAGAUCUAUCAGAGUUUUUUGAUUUCAGCAAGCCCUCUCUACUCUCCCCGCCACUACCGAAACGAUCAGAAUGGUCGUCAGUUCACAUGUCCCGGGCAUCGCUGACCAACAGACGCCGAAUUCCAACGACUCGUACUCGGAUCUGUCGGACGACGGCGAGAACGACGAGACGCAGGCUGAAGCUUAUGCCGCAAAGCUUCGAAGUUGGUGUUUGCGUUAUUUAUUUAAACUCCGUGUAAUGAAAGAUUCAGAAAAAUAAAUUGAAAAAUGCAAAAAAGGGCGGAAAGCCGACUUUGUUAGUCAGAUCUAUUAAAAAAAACCGUCAAUCUAUUUCUUUUUUUAAUUUGCUAGAAGUUGAACAAGGGAAAUUUUUCAGAAAGAAAGACUCUGGGAGUAGAGUUUAUUAGCCGGCGGCGAAAAAUAUUCAAGGCUUUUUUUUGUAUGUAAGGUGAAAAGUUGCACAAGAAGCGCGAGAUUCUUCCUCCUAUUUUUUACUUUCCGUUCAUAUUUAUACUUACUCAUGAGUUAUCGCAAUUAUGAGUGAGUCUACUCUUCUUUGUUCACGGACAUCAGUAACGCAAAAAAAAAAAUAGAACGUGUCGGGGCAUUUUAGAGACCAAUUUAGUAACGUCAAAACUCUUAAGCGAUCCCUAAAAUCGCUCAGAAACGUUCGGUUUUCGUUACUGAGGUCCGAGUAAUACGGAGGAAUUUGCCCUGAAAAUAGCGAAGUUCGCUUCAUUUGAUGACUUCAGACCUUCCUGUCGGGAACUUCUCACUUCUCGAUUUUCCUGACGAGUUGUGGAUACCGAAGACUCAAGCCCUGAAAGCGGUCACCUCUUCGUCGCGCUUGAACGGUUUCGACGUUGUCUCGUUCACUUCUUCUCACGUUCCCUCCAUUAACAAUCCCAUUCAAGUCCUCAACCCGAAUUUUGCCGAGGAAAUGUCUGAUGAUGACUAA